GCGCGAGAUUGAUUGAGCUUUGCUUUUGUUUUGUUUGUUGUUCUUUCCACUGAGCGAGUAAUCUAUAGUUCUUUCCGUACCUUUCCUUAAUCGUCUGAUUUCAUCGAGAUUUCACCGGUGUUUGUUCUGUUCUAUCAUAACAACAACUCCUAAAUUACCUUUUUAAACACAUGAUCUGAUACCCGUGUCUGAUACAUUACUUGGUCAGUGAUCUGAUAAAGAUAAAAGAAUGUGACAAACCUCGAUAGUGUGUUAUCACCUUCACGAAAAAAGCGGAAAAGUUUUUGUAAAAUAUUUUAGGGUCUAAGUAAGUUUAGAGAUAAUUAAAACACUAUUUUCCGACAACAAAAUGACAUCACGGGGAAGUCUAGGUAGCCACGACAGGAAACUACGCUACCGAGCUUUACUGGACAAUUUGUCAACAUUGGAAGACGAAAAUGACAAUAAUGUACAGCGAAUGGACAAAACCGCCAACGCCGUGCGUGAAGCACAAUCCCUGCUGGCCGAGGGCGGAGUGGAAGAGCGAGUGAAACAUCCAGGGGAGGGUUACCUUGAUUCUCGUGUGUUGAAAGCGACCAGCGACCUUGCUGUACGAUGUUCCGAAGCGGUCAGUGGGAAUGCUAACACAUAUGACAAACAUGAGCUGGCUCAGCAUAUUCGCGAGAACCCGUCGUUCUGGUCGUUCCCGCCUCCGCUGUGUGUGCCGCCAUCUUGGUAUAUGUUCGGCACAUUCGCGCCCACGCCGCCCGAACAACGCGUGCGCGCGCCUCGCGCUAGAGCCGAGAGGCAACAGGCAGCCGCGCUCAAAGCGCCAGACAAUGUCGACAAGCUAGAGAAAGUCGAGGAAGGCUCAGAGAUGGUGACGCGGGUGAACCGGUUCAUCCAGAAGAGUUACCGGACUAGCACCAAGCCCCUGAGCUAUUUCCACCUAGUCCUGGACCCUGAUAGCUUCGCGCGUACCGUGGAGAAUAUAUACAACGUGUCGUUCCUGGUCAGAGAUGGGAUGCUGGCGGUUCAAUUAGAUGAGGAAUUCGGUUUGCCGUUCGUGACUCCAUUAGCUGGGAGCGACGCGGGCGGAGGGGACAUCACCGAAGAAAACCAGUUUAUUGUAUCAAUAGACAUACAGCGGUGGCAGGAGCUAAUAGAAGCGUUCGAUAUAAAGAAACCCAUGAUGGUUCUGAAGAGGAGUUAACACUUGGAUACAAGUUUUUACGUAGCUUUAUAAUGAAUGACCUGUUAUUAAAAUUGAUUUUUACACAGAAACUAAUGUCUUUUCAUUAUUUAAUGAAUAUCGACCGAACCUCAUUUUGGUAACAUUGAAUCUAAGGUUUUCGUUUAAAAUUCUUAAAAGUUCACAAGAAAAUUCAACCAAGAUUUUA
Molecule: messenger RNA, 1379 nt
Organism: Chilo suppressalis (striped riceborer)
Lineage: Eukaryota; Metazoa; Arthropoda; Insecta; Lepidoptera; Crambidae
Source: the annotation of a GenBank genome assembly